Echinostoma caproni is the source of this 1308-nucleotide messenger RNA. The record is from the annotation of a GenBank genome assembly. NCBI's taxonomy places the organism in Eukaryota, Metazoa, Platyhelminthes, Trematoda, Plagiorchiida, Echinostomatidae.
AUGGCAAAUCAACCAGUCAAUGAUCUCAGUUUGAUCAGCGAAUUGAGCGAACCUGGAGAUACAUUGCACUCUUUCAAUGUAUUACACUCACAUCUACUGGGUGAUGUACUUGCACCGCGAGACAGGUUACCUGCUACGCGAUCUCCGUUGGCUUCGGAAUCCUCUAGUUCCACAUCCGUAAAGCAGGUGCGAUUUAACGAAUCAGUCACAGUGUCUGCCGCAGUCAACUGUUCAAGCUCGCUUGCACAUCCUUCCGGACAUGGAGAUUACGAUGAGACAGAUGUAACAACCGUAACUCCGCUACAUGUUGUUUCACAGUCCGAGGAUUUUCUAUCCAAAGUAUACUCGCCUCGUGUCUAUUCUAAUCCGCGGUUCCUUGAUGAUCCAUCUGUUCAAAUUACAUCCAACGAGGCCCAAUCGGCCAAUACCUCGCUUUGGCUGGAAUCAUCCAACGAGGUCAAACCUCGGUUAGUCUCACCUGGCAAAAUCCAAAACACCCUAGCACUGAGUGUGGAUGUUGAUCAGAGUUCAAAUUUCUUCCGUACUAGCGACCAUCUUCCUAGGCCUCCACCACACUACAACUCAUCCAACUCUUCUCACAAUACUGCGCUAUCUUCAGCCGAUCCUCUGGCCUUGCCUGAAUCUGUUCACUCACCGGGCAUUGAGAUCCCUGUUCCUCGAGCUUCCCGAAUUUCGUCACGCAGUUGGGAGUCUUUGUCCUCAUUAUCAUCAAUGGUUACCGAUACGCUUACGGAGACCAGCGAUGAUGGAGUGACGGAUUUGUCCAAACCGAAGGCAAACACAACUCGUCAUUUAGCCGAUCAGAUUCAUCGAUUAACUGAACGGCUUUCUUCGUAUCAUCUGGAUGAGCCAGGAAAAAAGGCGUGGCAAGAGGCAGAAAGACUGGUAAAAGAGGCCACCGUCUGCUCGAACACGCACAACCAGUUGAAUGUUUACACACCCAAUCCGAGUCUAACUGUCAACAUUCCUGAGCAAGUUUCUACGUACACCAAUUUGAUGGAUCUCUCUGUGGAUGAGUCUGAAAUCGUGCGUCAGGAGCGAGAACGAGUGGCCGAACAGCGCCGUCGAAUGGCUCAGCUUCGUAGACAAGAAGCCAAAAAGAAACCACAAAUUCCCAAACCGGACCUGUUCGAGUUUUUCGAUCCAAACCGCCAUGUGUUUCAGUCUGUCAAUCUGCACUUUAAAGGUUUGCCCACGUUCUUGCCAGUCAUUACCACGGCUUCACAAGAGAUGAUGGACGUGUUUCAUGAUCGGGCAAUGAUAGACUUUUGUCGACUGUACAUGUGA